AGUCCAAGUUGAACUUACGGUGGCGACGGCCGCUUUGACAUCACGUGCGGUCGUGCGCCGCCACCGUCGCCACGAGCGGCACUGGCAGCCUACUUGCCGUUCCAAUCACCGUUUUCGCACUCCUCGAAAAAUGCCGCGGUCCUCCGUCCGCUCGCCCAAGGGCCUCCCUCACGCGCCUCUACACCACCGGGUGACCGUAGAUAUUGAAUCGAUAUUGAACGACGACGAGGGAUAAUGGAUAACCAGGCUGAUAUUCCGUCGAUGUUGGCCAAAGGGCGCACGUGCGUAAACGAAAGAUACCGUACUAGCGCUCGCAGCAACAUCGAUCCGAUAUCAUACCAUUGUCGCUCCCUCGUUCUGCCCUCCGACUUUGAUACCUCCUCGCAACUUCCUACUAAUGGCCUUGCUCACUCUGUCGACUCCACAAUGGCUCUCGACCAUGAUAUGUGCACAGUGAACAUGGUCACGAGACGAAGUACAGCGCCGCCCACCAUGGACUACGAUGAGUACUCGCCGACCCAGAUUCUGGACGACGUGACCGUCCCGUGUCGUACUGCUCCCCGUCGACGCGCUGCGGAGUCCGCUCGAGUACGAGGUGCCCAACAGCUCUCCGACGGAGGUGCUCUUGACUCGCAAGUAACCGAUUCCCAAUAUGUACACAACCUCCUAGCAUCGACGGCCGAUUCCGAAGACUACAAGCUGGAUGGAGGGUCUGAAGAUACCAGUGAUAUAGAGAACGUCUCGGCCGUGGAUCACGGCAUGUCAUUGCAUGGCACUUCGACAACGGCUGAGUGUCACCCCUGUGCUGACUCGCUUGUGCACAUGCGACGAGAACUCGGUGACCUGCGGCGUGAGCUUUCUCAGCUCCGCUCCACGGUCGUGUUACAAGCAACUCAGAUCAAAAUCAUGGAGCAAGAUAUAGCAUUCCUGUCGCUUGAUCCAAAUGAACAGACACAGGUCAUCCGGGUGCCUGUUCGGCGGGGUGUAACCUACUCCGACAGAGAGAAUUCAGACAGCGGCCAUGAGGAGUCAGGUAGUUCUCAAGAGCAGAGUGAAGUGGCGGGUCGAAAGCGGCGGCGGCAGGAUGGAUAGCAAUUGUAGACCGUACUUGCAUGCCAACUGUCUGAGUACUCGGAUUCUCCUAUAAUGAUUGCUGUAUGUCUGUGGUA
Messenger RNA from Rhodofomes roseus, 1169 nucleotides. RefSeq lists its product as uncharacterized. Bases 235 to 1092 code for a protein of 285 amino acids. The record is from RefSeq and is a predicted model, not a curated record. The transcript is spliced from 6 exons. NCBI's taxonomy places the organism in Eukaryota, Fungi, Basidiomycota, Agaricomycetes, Polyporales, Fomitopsidaceae.